Tribolium madens (black flour beetle) is the source of this 1546-nucleotide messenger RNA. Its product is annotated as transcription factor SOX-9-like. The coding region runs from base 96 to 1226 and encodes 376 amino acids. Gene Ontology annotation, biological process: regulation of transcription by RNA polymerase II. Lineage: Eukaryota; Metazoa; Arthropoda; Insecta; Coleoptera; Tenebrionidae. The record is from RefSeq and is a predicted model, not a curated record. The transcript has 3 exons. Gene Ontology annotation, cellular component: nucleus. Gene Ontology annotation, molecular function: RNA polymerase II cis-regulatory region sequence-specific DNA binding; DNA-binding transcription factor activity, RNA polymerase II-specific.
CAUGCCAUCCGAACAGGACUUGAUUGUUUUCAAAUUGUUUGUCGUCAGGUGGUUGAAAUUCAUUCAUAAAUUUCUCGUGUGUGAUUAUUUUUGAAAUGAAUUCGUUGUCGCGGACCUCUUCGGUGGCUAUCACCGCCUCGACGGCGACGAGCGUCACGGCGGCCGCCGUUUCCAUUCUUCAAGAUAACAAUGGAAGUUCAAACAGUGGCUCUUCCAACUCACAACAACUUGAUAAAAGUGAAAUUAAUGAUGCGGUUACUAAAGUUUUGCAAGGGUAUGACUGGACGCUAGUCCCCAUCGCAUCCAAAGCUGCUUCUGAUAAGCGAAAACUGCAUGUGAAACGUCCCAUGAACGCCUUCAUGGUGUGGGCCCAAGCCGCCAGACGGAAAUUAGCUGACCAAUAUCCACAACUCCACAAUGCGGAACUGUCAAAAACACUUGGCAAGUUAUGGAGACUCCUGAGCGACGUGGACAAGAAACCCUUCAUCGAAGAAGCCGAAAGACUCCGGGUGAUCCACAAGCGCGAACACCCGGACUACAAAUACCAACCUCGCCGAAGAAAACAGAACAAAAGCCCUGGGGACUCCAUGCUCCAAUUACCCCACGGCCAAAACGUCACUUUCUCCCGUUCCCUCAAACAGGAAGACUCCCCUUGCAGUCCCCGAAGCCACAGUUCCACAUCUCCAUCCACUUGUUCCUCCCAACCCCAGAGUCCCGCCAUCCAGUCCCAGACGCUCCGGUCCUGUCUGGAACAGCACAAUUUGGACUUCAACCGCCUCCCGGAAAUAGACAAUAGCUACAUACCGGAAGACUGCAUCGACAGCAGCGACUUGGACCAGUACUUCCCCUCAGAAAGCAGCCAGUCGUACCAACCUUACUACACCAAACAUCCAACGGAGGAAGAGACUAACAAUAAUUAUAAAAAUAAGAGGUUAUGCACCGAGAAUGUUUCGCACCAGGAAACCUACGAAGAGGCCACUGGGAGGUACCAUGAGCUUCAGCCGAGUUCCGUGGUAAAAGCUGAAAGAUUUGUUUCACCAAAUGCUUCAGUGGUGUAUAGUUAUCAGUCGGGAGUGCCCAUUGGGUCGACUUCCACUUAUUACACGAGUAGUGGUCAUCAGUAUUUACCUUCGUACCAGUAUUUGCCUCAAAGGCCUGUUUUUGGAAACUCUUCAUUGAGUUACAAUGAGAGUAAUCCUGAACCAUGGGGACAUUACACGUUGUAGUUUGACUGAAAUUUUCUCGAAAACGUGAUAUUUAAGUACUAUUUAUAUUUUAUUACUUGCUUUAUUGUGUUUUAUUUUUAUGUAAGUACUUACAAUAUUUUAUUAUUAUAGUAGAAGAAAUGUUUCUCUUGAAGCCAAAGAAAUUCAUUUAAUCAAAACCAAGAGAAAUGUUUAUGUAAGCCAAACUUAGUCUAGGUUUUGUUUUCAACCAUUUAAUGCGCUGUUUUAAGUGUAUUUUGUACUAAUAAGUGCCUUAGACCCGAAUAUUUUUGUAUAAAAUAAGUUAAUUACAUAGAGUCCUUUAUAUCCAAAUAAACAUU